This is a messenger RNA of Leptosia nina, 249 nucleotides long. NCBI's taxonomy places the organism in Eukaryota, Metazoa, Arthropoda, Insecta, Lepidoptera, Pieridae. The record is from the annotation of a GenBank genome assembly.
AUGCAUAUGUCUGAAUUCGGAAACACUCGGCAGCCUAUUGACUGCAUAAGGCGAGAGGCAAUUUUAAGAAUAAGGCAUUUCAAAGCCAAAACAAAGCUAGAAAUGCAGAUGAUAAAAUUGAAGCUGGAGUUAGCACUAAUUAAAAAGAGAUCUGCAAAGCUCGAGGUGGCCACAAACAAGAUACUCUUAGAAAAAGCUCAACUUGAGUUAGAGGAAUCAAAAAAAAAAGCUGUAAUAAAUAAUGUUUAA